UUCAUUUUCAUGUUUCUGAACGCAUUUCACCACUCCUUGUGUUUUAUUUUGGUCUGAAGUUCUAGUUUGAUUAAAUUUAUUCUCAUUUCUGUUAUAAUGAAUGAGUAACUCAUAAUUAUGUGUCAUUCGUGUAAGAGACUAACAAUGCAGUGUGUGUUACAAUUCGAACAAUAAUAUAACUAAGAUGAGACAAGACACGUGAAUCAUGUCGGGCGGCAACGCGUCCAAAAACAAGGCGCGCUCCUCCAAGAGGCAGGAAGGCUGGGAGGAAGCAGGAGGGGAAUUCUAUCAGGAACUAUAUCCUGGAGGUGAACAGGAGCUGUUUGAGAACCUCCAGCGAGCUGAUGCAGCCAAACUCGCGACUCUACUGCCCUCCAAACAAGCUAGGAAUACGACUACAGUGAAGCGCGGUAAGUCACAAAAUGAGAGGCGGCAGUCGACGUUCGCGCGCACCACACAGAGCAGGGACAUACAUCUCUCCAUGUUACCCGACCUAUCAGAAAACCUGUCAAAUGAGGAGCGUAGUUGGGAAGAAAUCAUGCAGAUCAAAGCAAUGCCGUUACCAAUGGGACAGAAGAGAGAAAUAAAGGCAAGGCUUCAGAAUGCGACGAAACUUCGUUUACAAGGUCUUGAACAAUUUCAAUGGAGGCAAAGGAAAGUGUGGCACAGAUUUAGAAAGAGAUUUGCCGAAAUAUUGGGCAAAUUGGAACUCUGGCAAUCUCCGAUGCGCGUCAUCGAAGGGAAAUUCGGCACCGGAGUUGUCUCAUACUUUCUCUUCUUAAGAUUUCUUUUCUUCUUAAAUAUAGCUCUAUCUCUCUUCAUAAUACUCUUUCUAAUCCUCCCAAAUUCUAUGAUACAAGAUGUUUGUGAAGAUUGUGAUGAUAAUUCCACUUUAUGUUGUUCUUUUGACAACAUAACCUCAAAUAACGUAAUCUUAGAUUUAAUUCAAGGUACAGGUUGGAUGGAACUAACGAUGUUAUUCUAUGGUGUUUAUAGCGAUAAAAUAUAUGUUUAUAAUCUACCUAAUUUAUGGGAGGCAGAUAUGUUUUAUAAUAUGCCUUUAGCAUACAUUUUAGUACCAAUAGCUUGGGCUUUAUUAUCAUUAGUCGCUAUAGUGAAAACAGGGGCUAAAGGUUUUAAAGAAAAACUAGUUGAAAAUGAAGGACAAUUUUAUUUAUAUUGCAAUCUUGUCUUUGGUGGUUGGGAUUUCUGUGUACAUAAUGCUAAAUCAGCUAAAAUUAAACAUAAAGCUUUAUUCAACGAGAUAAAAGGUUGUUUGCAAGAAGAAAGAUAUAAAGAGGAAAAACAAUCAAGAACCAGAGAAGGUACAAUUCUUCUGCAUUUAAGAAGAAUUGUCAUCAAUUUAUUCGUUAUUAUAAUCCUGAUAAUAUCUGGUGUAGUUAUUUAUAAAACUUUUAGUUAUUCGACGGAAACGUUAUAUCAAUAUACGGAAGAAUUGAAUAAAACUUUACCAGACAUCAUUUAUGAGAACUCUUUAAAUCAAAUCGAAAGUAUUAUAUUAGAGUUCUUACCUUACAUAUGUAUUGUGGUACUUAAUUUAUUUGUACCAGAAAUAUUUGGGUAUUUAAUAAACUACGAAAAUUAUAAACCACGACAUGUCAUAUUGAUAACACUUCUGAGAACAGUUUUACUAAGAUUAGCGUCUUUAGCGGUUCUACUAAGUCAGAUUUAUAUGCAAAUUAGUGGUCUAGUAGAAUCUGAUAUACGAUUUAAUUGUUGGGAAACUUAUGUUGGUCAAAUAUUUUAUAAAUUGGUGUUAACAGAUUUUGCGAUACAAUUUAUAAUGACAUUUUUCUUAAAUCUACCACGAGCUUUUAUAGGUAGACAUUCAAAUAGCAGAUGUCUAAGAAGUAUGGGUACUCAAAAUUUCUAUUUACCUAAACAUGUCUUAGACAUUGUCUAUAUCCAAACAAUAAUCUGGAUGGGUACAUUCUUCUGUCCCUUUCUACCUAUCAUCGGAACUAUCUUCUACUUCCUUCUUUUUUAUAUAAAGAAGUUUAAUUGCUUGAUCAAUUGUACACCUUCACCUAUAUUAUAUAGGGCUUCGAAAUCAAAAUCAUUGUUCAUGUCAGUGUUGUUACUCGGUUUUGUGAUAUCGAUAGGACCAGUGGCAUAUUCAAUAGCUGAAAUGACACCAUCAUCAAAUUGCGGUCCAUUCAAAGCGUAUGGAACUGUAUGGGACUUUGUUAUAACUACAUUUAAUAUGUUCCCACCUAUUGUUAGAGAGAUUGUGUUUUUAAUCGGGACUUCGACAUUUGCGGUACCUGCGUUUGCGAUUUCUCUAUUCUUGUUAUACUAUUACUGGGCUGUGGCAACUGCUAAUAGACAUAUGGUGUCAGUUUUAAGAAAUCAACUUGUUUUAGAAGGGCACGAUAAGCAAUUCCUGUUGAAUAGACUCAGUGCGUUUAUAAGACAACAUCAGAAACGAUGUGAAAGACGAAAUAGAGCCAGUUUCGCAGAUGACGAUUCUUCCAUUAGACAGGAAUCUAAGUGAAUCUAAGUUAACUAGUCGUUUAGAUGUUUUAAGUUAGUCUAAGUUACAGGACUUCCGGAUAUUAUGUGUAUAGGGAUUUGGAACUAAAUUAAAUAUAUGCAUAUAUCCAAAAUUGCUUUGUCUAGUUUACUAUAAUCAAGUGUUUGAACCAAUAAUUUUUAUUAUGAAAUACUUAUUUAGUGUCAAACAGGAUGCUCAAAGUUUGUAUGGAUUUGUCUACUUUCCGUACAUCCUGUAUUAUAGAAAUGUACUCAGUAACAAUAGCAGAUUUUGACAGAUAUAAAACAAAAUAUACUCAGUAAAAAGCUUGCAAAAAAUCGUAAAAUAAUUUAUCGAUAUUUUUUUUAACAUCCCUAGAGUUCAGUUUCUUGAUUAUGGCUCUCCCUCAGCGGUCAACCAGUGUGGAGUGUUUAAAGUUUUAUUCAUGUAUUAAAGAGACUGGCAACACUCUGCUUAUGGAUAAGGUCCCUAGUUAGUGACAUCUGUCAAAAUGAUUUUUUAUAUGUAUGUUUAUUCACAAUGUUAUUAUUUCUGAAUAG
Papilio machaon (common yellow swallowtail) is the source of this 3054-nucleotide messenger RNA. Its product is annotated as transmembrane channel-like protein 7. Bases 206 to 2515 code for a protein of 769 amino acids. The record is from RefSeq and is a predicted model, not a curated record. Lineage: Eukaryota; Metazoa; Arthropoda; Insecta; Lepidoptera; Papilionidae. Gene Ontology annotation, molecular function: mechanosensitive monoatomic ion channel activity. Gene Ontology annotation, cellular component: plasma membrane. The transcript has 6 exons.